Messenger RNA from Delphinapterus leucas (beluga whale), 4672 nucleotides. RefSeq names its product post-GPI attachment to proteins GalNAc transferase 4 (gene PGAP4). NCBI's taxonomy places the organism in Eukaryota, Metazoa, Chordata, Mammalia, Artiodactyla, Monodontidae. Gene Ontology annotation, molecular function: glycosyltransferase activity. Gene Ontology annotation, biological process: GPI anchor biosynthetic process. Gene Ontology annotation, cellular component: Golgi membrane. The record is from RefSeq and is a predicted model, not a curated record.
ACCUAAUCCUUCCAGCAUUUCAACUUCCUUUGCCCUGAGCCUGCUUUUCCCUUUAUGCCCAGCAGUUGGCGCCUUUUGCCGUCCUUUUUUCCCCAAGCUGGCUUCUGGGGGCUGCAGUCGCUCCCCAGCUCUCAGGUCACAUGGCCUGCCAGAGCGAGGGGACUCCGCGCCGGAGCUGCGCCGCAGGAGGUGAGGUUUCCGCGCGCACCCGGCUGCGCCCGCUCCUCCGAGGCCUCAGGGUCCGGCGAUGGCUCCUCCAUGGACAUGGGCCAGAUAGCCGAGGCGACACCAGCAGCGGCCUUCAGCGUGCGCAGGGGACGGAGCUGACCGCCCCCACCGGGAAGGUUUCCGCUGCGCACGAUCUGCUCAGCCCCCUUGGCAUCAUGACUGGAGCGCCCACCCCGGAGACGUCUCCAGAGCGAGGGAAAAAGAAUUAGGGUUGCUGCAGCUGGCACGCGGAGAGCAAUUGCAGGGUCUGGCGCAGCCUGGGAGGGCCUGCGACCCCGGCGGUGUUUUCUGGGCCGGCGGACUUCGCUGCGGCCCCGCUCGUGGCGGUGGCUGCUUCCUGCCGGAGGACUGCGGGGACCCCAAAAGGGCAUCCCCCGCGCGGCCAGGGCCGGGAUCUGCGCAGGGAUGACAGUGUCGCAGCGAGCUUGCCUCCCUACCCCUCGUCCGCUUCCGUGGCGCCGCGAGGUCGACAGAAAGGCUGGAGCCGGGCGUGUGCGAGUCCAGGUUUGCCUUGCACUGAUUUUGGCCUGAGGUCCAGGAUGGUUUGUUCUUGGGACCAGACCUGACCAGAAGUCGACCUCAUGAGCACUUCAAGCUCUCCAGCUGCCAUGCUCCUCCGGAGGCUGAGGCGGCUCUCCUGGGGCAGCACUGCUGUCCAGCUCUUCAUCUUAACGGUGGUGACCUUUGGUCUGCUGGCCCCCCUGGCCUGUCACCGGCUUCUGCACUCUUACUUCUACCUGCGCCACUGGCAUCUGAACCAAAUGAGCCAAGAGUUCCUGCAGCAAAGCUUGAAAGAGGGUGAAGCUGCCCUCCACUACUUUGAGGAGCUGCCCUCUGCCAAUGGCUCGGUGCCCAUUGUCUGGCAGGCCACUCCCCGCCCCUGGCUGGUCAUCACCAUCAUCACUGUGGACAGGCAACCUGGCUUCCACUACGUCCUGCAGGUGGUGUCCCAGUUCCACCGGCUUCUUCAACAAUGCGGCCCUCAGUGUGAGGGGCACCAACUCUUCCUGUGCAACGUGGAGCGGAGUGUGAGCCAUUUCGAUGCCAAGCUGCUGUCCAAGUACGUCCCUGUGGCCAACCGCUAUGAGGGCACUGAAGAUGACUACGGCGACGACCCUUCGACCAACUCAUUUGAGAAAGAGAAGCAGGACUACGUCUAUUGCCUGGAAUCCUCCCUGCAGACCUACAACCCAGACUACGUCCUGAUGGUGGAAGACGACGCCGUUCCAGAAGAGCAGAUCUUCCCAGUCUUGGAGCACCUUCUGCGGGCUCGUUUCUCUGAGCCGCACCUCAGAGAUGCCCUUUAUCUAAAGCUCUAUCACCCCGAGAGGCUCCAGCACUACAUCAACCCAGAGCCCAUGAGGAUCCUGGAGUGGGUCGGUGUCGGCAUGUUGCUGGGGCCCUUACUAACCUGGAUAUACAUGCGGUUUGCCAGCCGGCCGGGGUUUAGCUGGCCCGUCAUGCUCUUCUUCUCCCUGUAUAGCAUGGGGCUGGUGGAGCUGGUGGGCCGGCACUAUUUCCUGGAGCUGCGGCGGCUGAGUCCUUCCCUGUACAAUGUGGUCCCUGCUUCACAGUGUUGCACCCCGGCCAUGCUCUUCCCUGCCCCGGCGGCCCGGCGGACCCUCACCUACCUGUCCCAGGUGUACUGCCACAAGGGCUUCGGCAAGGACAUGGCACUGUACUCACUGUUGAGGGCCAAGGGGGAGCGGGCCUAUGUGGUGGAGCCCAAUCUCGUGAAACACAUCGGGCUCUUCUCCAGCCUUCGGUACAACUUUCACCCAAGUCUGCUCUAGCCUGCCAAGAAAUGCCUUUCUGAAAUUGGCCACUUCUUGGAGAUUCAACUAUUGAGCUCUUUAUUUGGACAUGGUUGUUUGCCGAUAUUUCAUUGUUUUAGGGUUGCUAGGGAUAUAGACACUGGGAUGGCUGAGGAACAUACAAGUCCAGAACCUUGGCUUUGGUAACUCUCUGGCAGGAGCAAGCUGUUCACCGUGGGUCCAGACCUCUCGCCCUCCACACAGCCACACUGCCUCAUGCAGUCUGACCCACCCAAAGAAGGGCAUGUAAAUACCACUUAUAUUCUCCAGUUGUUUUACGCUCUGCUUCAUGACAGAGUUUGUGACUGCCAAAAAUAUUGUACACAGUGAUAUGACCAGUUUAGGAUUUUAAGCGUAGAAUUUGGUGAAAGGUGAGAUUCUUUUGCAAUGAUUUCUUUCUCACUGGGAAUAAGAAUGGAUGUAUGUUUAGAAUAUAUGUCCCAAGAGGCAGGACCACGUUGAUAGAUUCUAUUUGUUUCCUUGACCUGGAGUAAUAAAAGCCGCGCAGGGCCCGGCAUCUUGGAGGCAGGUGACCCGGUUUUUGUUACCUGGCGUUUUCUUUUCCACACAUCUGUAGUGCACUGAUAAUCAGUGUUGUCUGUGAGAACUUUAAGGCACAGCAAGAUCUGAAAUCACCUUCUGGAUCCUCAAAGUCAGAUUGCUUAUGUUUAGCAGUGAUUUAAUAUUGAAGAUUUCUAUCAUACUCUGAUUCUUUGAAAGUUGGACAUUGCAGAAUGAUAUAGAAUGGGUGAGCUUUUUACUAAUAGCAUAUCCUUUUCCCUAACUUUGCUGGCUAAUCAUUCACCUUCACUUCUUUUUCUUCUAUGUAGCAUGAUGUUAUAGAAGAAAAAGCAUGGACUGAAGUCAGAAGACCUGAAUUUUUAUUUCAGAUCUCUGUUAGGUCCCAGUGGUGUGAACUUGGGCAAGUCAUAAGCACUCUGAGUCUCAGGUUUGUCACCUGUAAAAUGGGGACAGUGAUAUCUACUUUUUUAUGUUGCCUUGAGGAUUAAAUGACAGAAUGUAUGUAGAACACUAGCAAGUGCUUAUCUCACAGAGGGCACUUGGUGAAUAUUAGUUCUUCUCUCUCCUAUAAUAAGCAUAUGAAACGCAAGUGUAUUUUGGAUAAAGGUAUUAAUGAUAUUAUUUAAAGUAUGAUAUGGGGCAUAGGGCUGACACCUAUGGAGCAGCUGUUCCAGACCAAACACUGCUAGAAUAAAGGCUGACUUUUCCUUGUGACUUCGGAAGGAUACGCAGCUCAAGAUAAGAAUUGUUCAUUCAACUGGAAAUGAUCGAGACUCCUCUUGAGCUUAUUCCGAGACUAGCAUCUGAAAACUACUCUUCUCAAAAGUUACAAGUAAAUUUCAUUUGACAAUACUUAUCAAACCAGUGGCCAACUGUCCCUUUGUGGGGAUGGAUGAUUAUAUUAGAGUGCAAGCAGCUGUCCAGUUUGUUUCAGUGCCACAUCUUCCCUUUGCUUUUAAGUUUCCACAGUGAGCUAACAUCUUGGGAUCUGCUCGAGAACACUGAGAGAGUAACAGGGGUUCAUCACCACACUUUAUAGAUGAACAAACAGGCCCCGAAAUGUUAAAGGAUUUCUUCAGGUUCACACAGCUGAACAGCAGCAGAGAGGACUGGAAUGUAGUAGAUUUUCUGACUUCCAGCCCCUGUACUUUUUUCUUAACUGCAUUCAUUUGAUAAAUAUCUAUGUAGUCAAAUUCUCUUUUGUGAAAUCUGAUUGUAACCUGGACUAAAUAAUGUCUCUGUAAGCUAAGGUGGUAAAACCUCACUGUGGUGUUGGUCUUGGGGAACAAACAGGUAUCAAUAUAUGUUGUGUUUUUAUAGUGAGCUGUUAUGUAUCCCCCAGGAAUGUACAAAGUGACUAGAGCUACUAGAUGACUUAUUGAGAUUCUCAGAUUCCACCCCUUCAUCUCUCCUUGCCCAGUAACUGGUUCAGCCCCAUGUUUGAGAAUUGAACCACCCUCAACCUAGAAUUCAUUUGAGUUUGUUGCAUUAGUGAUUGGAUCUCCUCAUGAAAAGUUUGUGUCCAAUGACAAAACAUGUAAGCUGGCCAAGCCCUAGAUCAGAAUCAUUGCUGGUUUCCAUUUCUGCUCUUUCUAAUUCAGUUGUCUACCACACGUAGACAUUCCUUCCCCUGACUCCUUCAUUCUCGAUGGCUAAAGUCACCUUUGCCUUGUCUUAUUUCUCUACCUACACACUAAGACAUCUUCCCCCAUUGAUCUUAACUAGAGUCUGCCAUCCUUGGACAUUUUCUGCAGAAGCAAACAUGCUACCCACUUUUAUCCCUACCCACUUUCUAGAUCACCCUUCCUUUUGUCUCUCAUUCCUAGAGUCCAAAUUGUGUGUGUUGUCCUGGAUUCGGACAGCUGACAGCUGUCUCUCAUUUAAUUAAAGCUGAAGUCUCUCAUUUAAUCCUAAGCAGAGGGCUAGGGGAGAACUGAAGUCCCCUUCCAAUAUCAAGGGACAUAGUUUACCAGGAGGGUAAAGGCCUCUAACAGUCCUGCAUACUUUUCAGAAGUUAAAUUAUUGUCAGGCCUAAGAAGCCCUAUUGUGACUGACUGUAUUUGCAUAGACUUAUCAGUUCAAAUAAAUGCACCUGUUUCACCAAGUCA